UCUUUGUCUACGGCAAAAUGGAAGCUGCGUUAACAUGGGUUUGUAGCUUCGCCGCAGACAAAGCUCGGGUUUGGCAACAAACACGAACAGUGACGUGUGGCGAACGUUUACUACUCUGUAGUAUCCAGUUGACUAAUUCUACUUCGAAGUUUACUAACUACCACGAGAAUAAAAUUGCUAUUUCGUACCGUCGUAACAACACGGAAGUAGCAGGUCGAGACUGUACAUUUCAGAUCGAAGAAGCGAGUUUCCGACAACUAAAGGUUUACUGCGUUUGUCGUCGUGCUGGGAAAGCCAUUGUGAAGCUAGACCUUGGAAAAUGGUACAUUAUUGAAGAUCAGAAUAUAUGCAUCGACAUACUACCCUCGUCUCCAGAAGGUUUGCGCGAUGUUCAAGUCGUCCACUGUGAGAAGUUCAAGGACGAGGAAGAUAGACCAAAAUUAAGGCACACGUCACAUAGUGCUUUCUAUGGAAUUAAAUCAUGCCUGGGAUUUGAAGUUGUUGAUAGGUUUGGAAACAUAAUCCAACAACUUAUGCAAUAUGAGAUGACGGUGAGGCACUGUGACAACAUCCGCUCGGAUCCGUUGGAAUGGGAAAUGAAGAAUGGUAUAGUGACUUCUUUCUUCCUACCAAAGCAAAUUGGGGAAAACCAGAUGAUUGUCAGAAUUGUUGGUAAGGGAUUAAAUUCAAAGAACGGAUCGAGUUAUGUCUUUGAAAUUCCCGUCGACAUCCAUUAUCCAGCCUGUUCGCGCUCUCGAACCUUAAGGUACGUGGAUGGCGUUCGUAAACAAUGCAUUGCUGGCGAAGAAUGCACCUUCGAGGUAACGAUAUACGACGUUUUUGGGAGACCUGUGCAUCCAGAUUCAGAAGAUAUUUGUGAUAUAAAUGCGCAAAUAAUUUGUUCUGAAACAGAGUCGAGAGGACAACGUCAAGAGCAAGUCAAAACAAGAAAGAUCGAAGUACCAGAAUGUAGAUUUGACGUUGCAGUUGGUUUCAAAAAAACUGGUCUUAGAAAAGUAAGAUUAAGGGCGACAUGCAGAUCGAAGACCAGUUAUAGAGACAUUGAUGUCAAAGUUUUUCCUUCCUUUCCAUAUCGUUUAAACCAUGUAAGUUUUACAACAAAUGGUGCAGUUGACGAGAGUUUUUCUGCAGAUCUUACAGUGAUGUACAGGAAUCAAUGGUCAAUCUUGGAAGCUACCCUAGUUGAUUCGUUCGACAAUGUUGUUGGGGAACAGAGCAUCGACUACGAUAUUAGUUUUGUGUUGACCAGCGAUACUGAAGAGGAGAUGAAAGCUGAGUACAAGGAUGCGAAAAUCCAAAAUGAAAAACUCCGAGUGCUGGUGAAGAUUAAUCAGGCAGGAAAACACAAUCUUUCAAUAACUCUGGCAAAAAAGAGUGAUCCACUUGAAGUCGUUCGUUUGGAAGAUGUUGUGAUAAAAGUCAACGACGCACCACUUUACCUCGCCGGAUCAAAAAUCCAUUACCCGAAAUUUUGCGUCGCUGGUACACGGAUUCAACUACAAAUUCACCCGUUUGAUGUGUUCGGUUGUCCCUUGCCUGCAAACUCGACAAGCUGUUGCAGUCCCACAGACUCUCCUGUAAAGCUGAGUGGAAAUGAAGAAGCUAAUGAAGCCAUCGAUUUCGAAGUAAUAAAAAAGAAAUCGGGCAUGGUAAUUCGCUUUUCUGUCCUUCUGACAAAAUCUGGUAGAAGAAGAUUGGUUAUGACUGACAGGAAUGGAGGAGAAUCAAUGGAACGGCGCACUCACUCACAAUAUAAAGAAAUAUACGUCGGCGUAGCUCCCUCUUCGCCAAAACGGAUUACAAAUGUGGAAGUUAGCCGUUCCCAGGAACCCGUGGACAGGAGACAAAGACUAAAGGAAACAGGCACGUUGUAUUAUCGCGUCGAGUCGUUGCUAAAAUUUGAAGUUGUUGACGGGUAUGGAAAUCUCAUUGAGGAAAUCAAGGAUGAGAAGAAUUAUGAUGUUACGAUAGAGUACUGUGGAAAUGAUGUUGUUCACCGGUUAGAAUGGGAAAUGAGAGGUGGCAAAAUUUUUGCAAACUUUUCUCCAGAGCAAAUCGGGGAAAACCAAAUGAUUAUCCGAAUGGUCGAUACGAGAUUAGCUGGAAAGGAAGAAUCCAGUUGCACGUACCAAAUGCUCGUCGAUGUCCUUUGUCCACUUUGUUCACCCUUCUUAACCCUCGAGAACCUCACUGAUAUCCCUGUUCAAUGCACGGCUGGCGAAAGUUGUGUAUUCCAGGUAAAGUUAUACGACGUGUUUGGCAAACCAGUUCAUCCAGACUCCAAAGAUACAUGCGACAUAACUGCACAAAUAUCGCCGCUCAAAACAGUGUUGGAACGACAUCAAGAGCCAGUAAACGUAAAAAAGAUCGAUAUUCCUGAGUGUAUAAGAUUUGAUGUCACAGUUUGUUUUAAGAAAGCUGGUCGUAGAGAAGUCAAAUUGAUCCUGAAUCCUGGUUCUGUCCAGCUGUCCAGAUGUAAAGACGUUGAUGUCGAAGUUUUUCCUUCGACUCCGCGUUAUCUAAAACACGUGAAAUACACAACAAAUGGAGCUGUUGAUGAGAAUUUUUGUGCGGAUUCGAAAGUGAUGUACAGAAAUCAGUGGUCGACCAUUGAAGCAACACUGGUUGAUUCCUACGACAAUCCUGCACGAGAACAAAGUAACCGUUACAAAAUUGGUUUAGAGUUGACUAACGAUGGCGCAGAGGAGGUAGCAAUAGAAUACAAAGACGCGAAAAUUAAAAAUGAAAAUUUUCAAGUACAAGUAAAGAUUGACGAGGCAGGGGAAUGUAAUUUGUCGAUAACUCUCAAAAACAGAAGUAAUCCACGUGAGGUUGUUCAUUUGGAAGAAAUUCAAGUCAAAGUCGGCGAUGCACCUUUGUACUUUGCUGGAUCGGAAUUCCCUGUUCUAAAGCCUUGCGUGGUUGGCGAACAAAUUACGCUACAAAUGACUCUGCUUGACGUAUUUGGAUGCCCUUUAACUGCUGACUCAGUUCAUGAUUGCAAUCUCAAGUGUGAAAUUUCAGAUCUGGAUGAAGACAACGAGGCCAUGAACUUCGAAUUAGUCCGACACAAAUCGAAUGUUGUGUUUUACAUUUUUCUGUCAUUAACAAAAGCUGGUAGAAGAGAACUGGUAAUCUACGACGAGGACGGCAGUUCAAAGAAGUUAAGCAUGUUAGUUAAUCCUGAUCUGAACGAUGUCCAUUGGGAGCUCAUUGCUGUGAAGAAGACUGCCUUUAGAAGAGAAAGAUUGAUUUCAACAAUAGGCUUGUUUGAUCGUUUUGGUAAUGACGUAUCGAGCUUAUCUGAUUCAUCAAACGUUCCAGAACUUGUGAGGCAAAAUGGCCCUGAUGCACUGCAGAUUGCACGAAAAUCAAUGGAAUGCGACAAAUCAACUAUUCAUUUCUCCUUAAACAAAACAGGAAAGUAUGAGCUUUGUUUAUCUGAUGAAGAUGGUGAAAUUCUCCCGGGUACUUCGUUCUCGAUCACUGUUCAAGAUGCUCCUUUAGAUGGCAGACGUUCUUCGGUCAAUUGGAUACCUGAAUAUGAAGAUAUGGACGAUCAACCUGUGUUUCCCGAAGACAAAUCCUUCCGAUGUCGUUUGAGGCUGAAGGACGCUGCUGAUUGUGAUUACGAUACAAAGAUACAACACGAUUGUAUCAAAGUGAAAUAUCAUAACACUGAGGUAAAGAACGUAAAGGUUUCCUCUUCUGCAUAUAAAAGUGGGACUUACGAAAUUGUUGUUCCAUUGAAGAAUCUUGCAAAAGAUGAUCUAAACCCUGAAUUUUGGUGUUUCGUGAAUGGCGUUAAAAUUGAAAAGCCUUUAGAUCUGCCUACAUUUGAGGUUUUUGAGAAGUACGAUGAUGAUAAUAACUGCGUGACAGAGUUUUUAACGAUUUUUUGCUACGGGGUUACGAGGAAAGAUAUUAUUGGGGAAGAUUAUUGUCAUCUAAACAAUAUCAAGAGAGUUUGCGACAUGUAUGAAGAUCCCGAAGUUGAGGAAAAUAUUGAUGAUGAGAUUGAUGUUUAUGGUGAUGGUACAAAGGAAUCCAAACAAGAAAACAAUGAUAUUUGUGAUGAUGAUUAUGAUGAUAGCUGUGAUGACGACUAUUACGAUAAUGACACCAAUGGUGCUGAAAAUUUGGAUGAUUAUGAUGGUGAUGAUUAUGGUAAUGGUGAUGAUUAUAGUAAUGAUGAGGAUUGUGAUGUUGAACGUUGUACAGUUAUUGAACUCCCGAUAGACGAAAUCCUACACGAAGUAGAGAAUAAUAACUUUGUAAACAUCGCUUCACUCGAUCAGAUUAAAAACGUGGUACAGAAAUUUCGAGAUAUAUUGCUGCAUCUGCUCAGAGCUAUCCGGUAUCGUAACGAAGCCUUUGAUUUGGACACGUAUCGAGAAGAUUGGAAAGAAAGGGCAAAGAGGAAUUAUAAAAGAAUCGAAGAUGGGGAAUGUAUCGACAAAAAUCGCCCUCGUUUUUGCAGCCAAAUCAAAGAAAACUACGCUAAACUUAUGAGAAAAUAUCACAAUGAAGCAUGUGAAGAGUUUUUUCAAUUCUUUAAUGCUGAACGUGGUCAGAGUGAGAUUGAUCUUCAUGGAUUGUUGGUUGUUGAUGAGAAGAAACUCCGGGAAUAUGAACGGCAGCUUUGUUUCAGAGGUCGCAUGAGCUUGAUUGAGAUAGGAAGGAAAAUUAAUGAAGAACGGGAUCAUGGAAACGAGGCUAUAAGAAAAUUGAGCGAAAGAAUACAUAAGUAUGACAUGAAGAAGGCCAAAGAAGAUGGAGAACCGUGGCUUGAAAUCAUCGUCGGUUCUGGACACCACUCUAAAGUAAAAGAGCGCCAACGUAUUCGACCCAAGGUUGAAGAAUUUUUAAAAAAUCGUGAGGGGAAGUACGCCAAUUUUAAACCAGUUAACAAAGGAGCUUUGGUGGUUACAUUUGAGCCGUAUGCUGGUAGACAGCCAUGUUAUGGGGAAUAUUAUUGCACCAAAUGUGACAAUCGGUGGCGAAAUGGUCGAAGUUGGAUCGGAAAGUGGCAAGGCUGUUACGACUGCUACGAGGAAAGCGGAUUGGUUAUUAAAUGUUACCCACUCAAGCAGCGUUCUUGGAGGAAACAUCAAUUUUACCAUCACAAAACAGCCUCCAUAAACCGAAAGCCAACUCCAGAACACCUCGAAGAACUUUGCGCGAAGUGCAUUGAACUGAAACAUCCGUGUCCACAAGUCACAUGGACAUGGUGCAUGGAUGAUUACAGCUAGUAAAUGGUACUGAUUCAUGCAUGAAUUUAAGAACUUUCUUCAAGAACUAAGAAUGUAUGCAAAGAUUUAAACGAUUUUUUUAGAUUAUAGGUAAUAGGAAGUGUUAUAUAGGUAAGUUUGAAACCAAUCAUUUAAACCUAGGAAACUUGGGAUGAAGAUGUUUAUUGUAAUUAUUAGAUUGCAAUUAUUAGAUUAAAAUCCAAUGCAUGAUUCAUGGUAACUGUUUGAAUCACAUGUUCUUCUCGUUGGUGAACGGAGUCAACCAGACAAAUAAUUCCACCAACUAAGAACGGCUAUGCACCACCACCUGACCCUGCAACUUCCUUGCAACUUGCGAUGCAAUUAUAAUUUUAGAAUUAUAAUUUUAGAAGUUUCCAAAGAAGUUGCAUAGUGUAACACCGCCUUUAGUAUAGUAAUUGUAAAAGGCAAAUUAAAAUUGCAUUCAGUAUCAUAUGUACCUAUUUUCGAAGACAAUUAUACAAU
Molecule: messenger RNA, 5756 nt
Organism: Dendronephthya gigantea
Lineage: Eukaryota; Metazoa; Cnidaria; Anthozoa; Malacalcyonacea; Nephtheidae
Exons: 4
Coding region: 18-5273 (1751 amino acids)
Source: RefSeq, a predicted model, not a curated record